GUGGCUGCGUGUCGCUGGCGGGAGUCGUCGCAGGAUGUGAGUGACGCGAGCCAGCGCGGCGGAACUGGCGGAGGCGGAGUGGGCGGCAGUAUCAGGAUGUCGGUGGUUAUGUGCCAGUGCCUGAUGCCCGGACCUCGGCUUAUGGUGGUGCCUGCCCUCACUCGUGGUGCCAACACCAGCUCGCGCUCACCUUGUCAUUACUCGCGACGCCAUGCCGCAUAGCGUUUGGCGAGGCCUCGUCCUUGAGCAGCCCAAAAGACGGAGCCGAGACGCCAAGUGAUUCGGCAUCGACGCCGAACCCUCCUUUCGGAUUCAUUUGUAUUAAAGCAAAAAAGAUGCUGCAUGCGAUUGCGAAAGUGGGCUCAACCCUGCAUAUCAAUGCUGUUACGAAUCCUCAGCGGAAUAGCAGUGUGAGCACGGAUUCGGCGUAGCCAACAGGGGCUUGUGAUUAAUGAAUCAGAAUGUGUAUUUCUGAUGUGAAGGGCAAUACAGAAGUACUGUUCCAUUUUAAGCCUGCUGUUUGGAAUUAACGCGACCGGCCGCGCUUUGUUGCAGAGCGCAUGCAAGUGGAAUAUCAGAGUGCAGAUCGAGGCCGAGCGCUCCCAGAAGUGUCCCUUCGCAGCACAAACCUCGUCGCCCUCCCUGUUGCCCCAGCACACGCCUAAGCUGCUCUUGGGUUGAGUGCAUCACGCUCUCGCACGACCCGGUGUUCAUGCUUUCGCUGUGAACUUGGUAACCUCGGACGCUCCCACGCUGGUCCAGAGGAGCAGGGAGGGAGGGGAUUGGCGUCCCGGACUGGCUGGGGGGAACCUGCACACGCUGCCACGGGGGAUGUGCGUUCGGCCGUUCGUUCGCCUGUGCUCUCGCCCGCCAGCCAUAUCCUGAACUGACGCUGAUCCUGUGCGGGCGUCCGUGCGAGCUGCGCGUUCUCGUGUGAUCGUAGCGAUCGUAGGCCAAGCGAAGCGUGUGUUGAGUAGGAAAAGUCGCGAAGUAACUGCGUCUGUACGUAAGCCCCCCCCCCCCCCUUCCGAAAAAAUCCAAUGUAAAGACGCGGCCGAGACCUUUGUGACGCGCGGAGAACUGGGUCUCCUGCAGCCCCCUCAUCCUCACUCCCCUCGCCCCUCCUCCCGCUCCCCGCGCCCCACCUCCCGUUCCCUCGCCCCUCCUCCACGCUCCCCGCGCCUCUCCCCCCAAACAUACCCUUGAGACGAACUGCUACUCCCCCAUCCACACUCCUCUCUCGUACAUGUUAUUCGCGUCUUUUUGUUGACCCGGAGGAGAGUUUUAUUUGUUUAGGUGUUGAAGUGUGCGUGUGCGGCGGGUUCGCCCGGGAAAGGGCCUGUGUGGAGUUGCCCCGCUCGCCGAGUUUGUUCAGAGAGGAAGGGGUUUUGCCCCGAGUGACGGGGUAAGGAGGGCUGAGGGAAGGGAGUCUGGCCGGGUGCCCGGGGAGACCUAGGGGUGCCAGCGCCGGCUGUGUGCCCAUCCCCCCUCUUGGUGUCUCAGUCACAGCCCCAGCAGCAGCAACAGCAGCACAAGGAGCGCCUCGCCAGCACCAUCAGCCCGCCCCGGCAGUCCCGGCCGGUGGUGAGAGGGGCGCGCCCGUGUGCUAGGCGCUCUCUCUCUUGCACGGCUAUCAUGUGUGUUGUUGGUGAUCAUAGUCUGCUUACUCGCGCCCCCGCGGCCCCCGGUGCCCAGCGGGACUUUCCCCUGUUGCGCCGCCAGUGAGAGCCGCGUUUGGACGCGGGAGUGAAACUGGAGUGGGACUUGUGUAGUGAGCAAGGUUGUGCAAGUGGGCGGCGCUUUGAGUUGCAGCUCCGUUUUGCUGCGCGAUGUCGGGCUGUGCCAUGGGGGGGCAGGAGGCGUCAGAGGUGCUCCCCUGGUGGAGUCCCGGGAUCGUGCUGGAGCCGAACCGCGGCCGCCCCCACAACGCGCGCGAACCGCUCCGCGAGCCCUUCGAUAGUGCACAGACAAGGCGCGAACGGCAAGAGCUGCGCCGCAGACGCACUCACAAGGACCGCAAGAGAAGAGCUCUCGUGGAAGACAGUCCCGCGGCGCCGAGGAGCGGGAGGUGGCUGCCGGAGUGGUUGGUCGAUGCCGUGGCGACCGUGUGGAGGUGGACGGUGAGCUUGGGGAUGGUGAUGCUGGUGAGGGCAAUAGGCGCAAUUUGGAAAAGUUUGGGAGGUGCAGAGAACUUGUGGGCGGAGAGGGUGAGUUGGAGCAGCGAGCGUGACACCAAUGAGUCAGAUUCUGGUGAGGGGCUCAGUGUGUCUGCCACCCGACCCUCGUCCGGGCCACACGCUCCACCCUGCGGCACACCACCGCCGCCGCCGCCACCCCCGCCACACCUGCCCGACCAGCCACACCUCAGCCAUCAAGCCUGCCUCCUCCCUGCCACCCACAGUGACGAUACACUUGACACUGCAGGCUCCCGAGAGCCACGUCGUGUGCCUCGCUCCUCCAUGAUCCAUCCUACACGCGACCCUCAAUCGCCAGCGCCUCCUCCUCCUUUCCCCUCUUGCUCUCCAAGUGUCGUCCCACGUGCUAGUCCGCCUCCUGGUGCCACCCACAGUGAUAGUCGCUCGACUGUUGCCACCGCGAGUCUUACACAGUCUACGGGUGCCACUGAACGCCCUCCGGUUGUCACUGAACUUGCACAUUCUCCGUCGGGCCACAGUGAAACUGCUGGACAGGAAGAUGACAGGUUGCAAAGUGAGAAUGUGCAGUCAGCAGUUCCGUGUGCAACUUCCUGGAUCAGCAAGGCAAGGGAAGGGACCAGCAUGGACUCAGCGGGACAGGAUACAGGUGUCCAGGUUCUGGCGGCCAUGCGAGGCUUCAGCUCUGUGCAGGAAGAGAUGAUGCGUGCCAUCAGAGACGCCAAGGAAACGUCCCUCGCCCUCAUCGAAGACCGGCGCGAUAGUGUGUCCUCUGUAACUAGUAGUGGCUCCCUUGGCUCCCUCGGCUCUCUCGACGCCUACCUGUCGGCAGCCGGUUUAGAGUCGAACCUGAGUUCAUCGGUGAACUCUGCCCGUGGCAGUCCGCUGCCCGACCAUGACGUGCCCUCAGUGAUCGAAGCGGCGCCUCUCGCGGCCGCCGCCCCCCUGCCCCGCGAUUACGACCAGCGGCUGGAGGAGGACAUCGAGGCCUCCCUGGCGCUGGUGGACCACCACUCGCCUUCUGACACAGACACCGAAAUAGAAGAUAUCUCUAAGGCCGACGAGGGGGUAAGUGUUAGGGGCAACCUCGUGCUGGAGAUUCAUCGGCGCCAGUGGUCCCCAGACGCCACCUUCCCGAAGGACUUGACGCCUCCUGUCAGGACUCCUGAGGAUAUUCUCCCGCCCCCUGAACUCCCUCUUAAUCCCGCUGACCCCCGGGUGCAGUCCGAGAGGCAGGAAGUGAUCCGAGCGAUAGUGGACUUAGCAAGGGACUCGACCCAGGAAGCAGUUUGUAGCGAACCCUUUCCUCUGUCUGCUGAGGCUGCAGCGUCUCGACCUAAGGAGGUACAGACCUCAGUGUUGUGUCCAGGUGUCCUAACAGAAACGUCAGGAAAUGAUGAAUCAAAAGUAACUGAAAGUGGCCUUGAAGGUCGUAGUCCUUAUGAUGUCGAUAAGAAAUUUGAAAAGAGAAAUGUUGAGGGAAGUUUUUGUGACGAUCCUGUAAUUCCCCCGAGAUGUUUUGAUGUAGAAGUGAGCGAAGUCUCUCGAAGAGGUGAAGAAGCAGAGUGUAAUAGGAGUGCGGGUGAUCAACAUACGGCAACACCGCCAGAGCAAGAUGAUAUUCCCCACAGGAGGUCACCCGAUAGUGGUCCAGGGAGCACACUCCUCGUCCUAUCCGACACUGCGUGCGCCUCGCCCACGCGCACGUGGAGCCCUGGCCAGGCCUCGUCUGAGCCGUGUGUGACGGAAGGAAAGGUAUGUGAUGAUACCGAGACAGUAACAACGUCAACUGCAACAAUAAGAACAUCAGGCGCGGGAGAGCAGGCAGCUGCACCGCAUGUGGAGGAAAGGGUAAGGGAAGGAGCGGGAGCAGGUCCUCCCCUCCCGCACCCCCUUCCCCCCCCUCUCCCUCUUCCCCACGCACACACUCACGCACCGCCAUUGCCACUGCCUCCAUUACGACAUCACGCACUUGCACCGCGAGAAACCAAAUCAAUGAUUCUGACAAAUGAUGAUGAGGACGACGACGACGACCUAGCGGACCUGAUGGUGCCCAAGAGCGAGCCCAGCCUGCCGAAGCUAGACAUCACCAGCCUGAGGAACGAGAUCAGCGCUAUCAGGGCGGAGAUCCUCACCCGAAAGGGCUCGCACUCCCACGCCAAGGAGGAGUCGGAGGAGCGCUGCUUCGUGUCCUCCUGCGACGACAUCACCAACCUGCGCGAUGAAAUCCUCUCGCUCAAGCAGGACUUCUACUCCCUGCUCAGCGAGAACACGCCCAGCCCCAAAAGCGGCUCCAAGAAGCAGAAGAAGGCGCACAAACAGUACCAGCACCUCAAGGGGCCGUUGCUCAAGCACCAGCUCAAGUCCAUCAGCAUCGACAACGUGGACGACAUCAGGAAGCAGUCCGUCAGGGACCGCAAGGGUGGCUUCGCGUCGUUUGGGGCCGAGGCGAAGAGCGAGAUCGACGCCGUGAGGGGCCUCAGCAGGUCCAGCAUAAGUGUGGUACAGGAUCUGAAGGAGGAGCAGGAGGGCAGCAGCAGUAGCGUUAGUCGCCCCUCCAGCGAGGUCUACUACAGUACCCAGAUCAGCACUGAGUCCUAUGAGUCUGCCGCCAGCGAACUGCCCGGGCCGAGGGCUUCCCCGCCGUACAAGGCCCUGGAGGAGGACGACUCGAAGGAAGGCUCGGUGAGAGCGUCGAGCGUGACGAGAAGAUCGACUCGGGUGAAAGAGGUGGAGGAGGAGGAGGACGAAGGCGAGAAGAGUCCGUUAGAGUGCAGUGCGAGCAAGGCGGAGAUUCUUUCCGAUGAGGAUAAUGAGGAGGAGGAGGAGGAGGAGGAGGGUGACACAGAUGAUGGAGAUAGCGACACCACCGAAGAUGAAUGUCAACAGAUUUUGAAAAAUAGUCGCACGACGAGUGUCGAGAGGGUUUUAUACGGCAUCGAUCCGCCGCCAUAUAAGAUCCGAAGAACGGACAUUCGGGAGCGCGAGUUCGAGGAAGAGGAGCGCGAGGAGCUCUUGGGCUCGGACGACGAGGAGCAGGAAGACCCCUUCGACUACUGCAAGGGGGGAUACCAUCCAGUCAAAAUUGGUGAUCUGUUCUACAACAGAUAUCACGUGAUCCGCAAAUUAGGAUGGGGCCAUUUCUCCACUGUUUGGCUGUGUUGGGACCUUCAAGCAAAACGUUUUGUAGCCCUCAAAGUUGUGAAGAGCGCGUCUCAUUACACAGAGACUGCAUUAGAUGAAAUCAAGCUGCUAAAAUGUGUUCGGGAAGCUGACGAGAACGAUCCAAAGCGGGACAAGACUGUCCAGCUGUUGGACGACUUCAAGAUCAGUGGUGUGAAUGGAACUCAUGUAUGUAUGGUGUUUGAAGUGCUGGGUCACAACCUCCUUAAGUUUAUCAUCCGCUCCAAUUACCAGGGGAUCCCGCUUCAAAAUGUCAAGAGCAUUAUACGUCAGGUGCUGGAAUCCUUGGAUUACCUACACACAAAAUGCAGAAUCAUCCACACAGACAUCAAGCCAGAAAAUAUCCUUGUGUGUGUGGAUGAGUCAUACAUCAGAAAACUUGCUUAUGAGGCAACCCAGUGGCAGAAAAUGGGACUAAAGCUACCUGGUUCUUUGGUGAGCACUGCCCCAAAGCAUUACACUCAGCCAGAUCCAAAUGCCAAAAUGUCAAAAAAUAAGAAGAAAAAACUGAAGAAAAAGCAAAAGGCAAAGCAGGCAUUGCUGGAGAACCAAAUGAGGGAACUGGAGGAACUAGAAGAGAGGGAAGCACGUCUAGCUCUCGAGGCUUGCGAACUGCACACGCCAAACACUUCUGUGCUAAGUAAUGACUCAAGUUUAGAAGAGAGCAGCACUAUGGAACCUCAGACCAAUGGACAGCAGAGCGACAAGCCACCAGAAGUGCUGGAAGAGGAAACCGUAAAGAUUCAAGUAGGGGACACUUCACAAGAGAAAGUGCAGCCUCCACCAAAGCUACCCCCACAGCCCAGCCUAAUCACCCCAAGCCUCACCCUAGAGGAGGAGGCACAACAGAAGCUUGAACACCGCAAGAGUCUAGCUGAGAUGUGUGAGGGCGAUGUGCGACCAGGUGGGGCAGUGGGGCUCUCACUAGACCCCCUCAUGAAUGGCCACGACAGUCCUCGCCCAACACUAGGUCGCUCAGAGUCUGAGAUAACCCCAGACAUGAGGCUUCCCCCAGAGGAUGAAGAAGGUGAGGAUGGAGGGGCUAAUUCCAGUAACACAAGUGGAGGCAGUAACAGUGGCAGUGCAGUCGGAAUGCGCAGAGUAGCCUCAUGCCCAGACCAUAAAUCCAUUGACCGCACGCCAGACCCAGUUCACGAAGUGUGUGACAUGAAGGUCAAGCUGGCUGAUUUGGGUAAUGCUUGCUGGGUGGAUCAUCACUUCACUGAAGAUAUCCAGACUCGACAGUACAGGUGCCUGGAAGUCCUGCUCGGAGCUGGUUAUGGUUGUCCUGCUGACAUGUGGAGUACUGCCUGCAUGGCAUUUGAGUUGGCAACUGGAGAUUAUCUGUUUGAGCCACACAGUGGAGCUGAUUAUACUCGUGAUGAGGAUCAUCUAGCACACAUCAUUGAGCUUCUUGGUAAAAUUCCCCGUCAUAUAGCCCAUUCUGGAAAAUACUCAAAGGAAUUUUUCGACAAGAAAGGUGAUUUGCGGCAUAUCACAAAGCUCCGUCCCUGGGGCAUGUUUGAGGUGCUGACAGAGAAAUACGAAUGGCCAGAGGAUGAAGCCCGAGCUUUUAGUGACUUCCUGAAUCCAAUGCUGGCUUUUGAACCAUCAGAACGCGCUACUGCUGGAGAGUGCCUCAAACACCCAUGGCUCAACUCAUGAACACAAGCUGAACCUGCUCCCUCUGACCACUUUCUGGUAAAAAGUCUCUCAGUCUAAUCGUUAGACUUGCCAGCUUGAGCAUAAAAGACUUAACACUAUCAGAGAGUGGCAACCUUGGCCUUCACUUGGCUAUUUGUGUAUAUGCACUUAUGAUGGUGAUUCAGUAUCAGGGCAAAAACCAAAGAUGACUCCAUAGAAUGGCAGCUGUUAAGCAAGGUUCCAGAUCAGCUCACUCCAUUCUGUCUCCAAAGUAGUGAGUGUCACCACAGCACAUAAAUAGUUAAGUGAAGUGAAGGUUGAGGGGGCUCAGUGUACACACACCAGGGUUCGCCUUGGGGUUAUCAACCCUAUUUUUGACCAGAAGUGCUUUUGACUCUUGAUAAUAAAAGAAAGGAUUUUUAGUUUGGUUCUAUCAGCUCUGAUAAUACCUAGAGACUGCUUGGAGGAACCAGUAAUCUCUGUGAAAGUGUCUUAGUAUGAUUAUGAUAAUGAAUAUGGUGAUGAUGAUAAUUAUGUUGGUGAUUGAUAAUGAUGUGUCCAGUGGUUCUGCUGUGAGUGUAUAUAAAAACAGAUGGUUGCUAUCCUCUCAAUGUCCAUAAUAGUACAUAUUGCAGAGAGGGGACAUUUGGAGGAAUCAUUUGCUCUUUAUGAUGAUUUAACUGCUCAAACCACAAAUAUUUGUAAGAAGCAGCAGAUCUAAAAGAAUUACCUGCAUGAGAAAGAUGACAACAAACCUAUUCCACCAGCACUGCUGCAGAACUUCGGAUAAUGUUAGUACCAAGGACCAUAUGCCCAGAUGACCUGUGGUGUUGUGUUGUCGUGCACAAUGGGAUGGCUCUUUUCCAUACAUUCAUUUUAAUAAUUAUGUAAAUAUUGCACGACUGUGAAGUUGGUUUUCCAUCAGCCCUGAUUUUUUAAAAGUCGGCUUCUAAUGACUACUGAUGGAGGAAUUUGUUUCUUGCAUGUUGGAACUCAAAACUGCAACUUACAUCACUAGAAAACAUUUAUGUUAUUCAAAGAUAGUUUACAUUAUUAAUCCAUUCAUUUCUUUCUAACAAUAUUGAAAUUCAUUUUUUCUGUAUGUAGAAGGCAAUAUAUUGAUUUAAUCAUAUAUUAUCACAAUAUUACCAUCCUUUUGUUAGAGUUUACAGUCUUCUGCUUCAUCUUAUAAUCUUAACUGCAGUGUUCUGAUGUCCCAACUUUGGAAACAACCAAAUAGCAGGGCUGAUGUUCUAUAACAUAUGAUUAGCCUUGUAGCCUGAAUGCAAUAUUUUGUCCACCAUUGAAAUUAUAUACUGAAUGCAGGCCCUCCUAAAAGUCGGUAGAACCCUGUCCAGCUGGCUGUAUACCAAGUACAACCCCCACCCCACCCCUCCCCUGACCCUUCCCUCUCCUCGUUCCUCCUUCAUUGAUGAAACCCGUAACCCUGUGGAUCCAGAAGAUGAUAGGCUUCUUGUCCCCUCUCCCUAUUGAGGCUACUAGGCUCUGUGUUUUCUGUAUAUUUAGCCACAUCUGUAAGAUGUCAUGCAUAUGCAUCAGUGAUUAUGAAUAUAAUUUAUUUUUACUCCAUUUUAGAUAUGCACCUUUGUUUAGUAGAUUAUCUUUCAUUGUCACAUAAGUGUAGGGUUCAUUUAUGUCUCCCCCCUUUGUGACUCUGUUCCACCAGCCAAUAGUGUUAUCGAUGGCAAGUAAUGCAGCUGUGGCACCUCCUCCUGCCUCUGCCCACACUCUGGUCCAUGUUAUAUUAUUUUAUUUUCCAUAUUUGCAUCACUGGUAACAUAUAGAAAUGUAUGAACAACUGUUUGAGGCAAAUGUGUUUUUAGUGGACAAGUGUUGGUAGCAGGUGCGUAGGUUGCAGGUGCCCACAGAAACGUGUCGGGUGGGCUCAUACCUGCUAACGGAGCAUCUCCCAUUCUCAGGCCAACAUUGUCUUAUAUUAAGAUGGCUCUAACCUUGCCAAGGGUGCAGCAGGUUAACAAACUUUGUACCACAAUAAAGAAUUUGGGCCUUGCUGCUGUGGUAGACUUGUCCGAUCCUCUGUAUAGCAGGCAUAAUGAUAAUGGUACUCUUGAUAGUAAAGGUGAAGCACACCAAAAUGGUAUUUCAUUUUCAACCCUAUACAUACUGUGAGAUGUAUGCUGUUCUUAAGGCCGGUUGUUUUGCCAGGUGAAUAAAGGCUACUUUUUGUCAUAAA
This is a messenger RNA of Penaeus monodon (black tiger shrimp), 9195 nucleotides long. RefSeq lists its product as uncharacterized. Bases 1830 to 7001 code for a protein of 1723 amino acids. Gene Ontology annotation, biological process: spliceosomal complex assembly; protein phosphorylation; regulation of mRNA processing. Gene Ontology annotation, molecular function: protein kinase activity; ATP binding. The transcript has 12 exons. Lineage: Eukaryota; Metazoa; Arthropoda; Malacostraca; Decapoda; Penaeidae. The record is from RefSeq and is a predicted model, not a curated record.